AUGGCUGAAAGUAUUGUCACCGUUUUUCUAGAGAAGUUAACUGACCUGCUUUCCCAGGAAGCAUUUCUACUCAGCAGAGUGGAAGAGCAGGUGAAGCUGUUGAGUAGCGAGCUCGAAUGGAUGCGCCUUUUUCUCAAAGACGCGGAUGCGAAGCGCAGAUAUGAUCCAAGAAUCAAGCUCUGGGUGAGUCAGAUCAGGGACGUAACCUAUGACGCCGAAGAUGUCAUCGACAGGUUCAUGUUCGAGAUGAAUCACCAACAGCAAGGAAGUCUCAAAUGCCUCAAGUUCCUUAAGUUACGAUUUGUUCCCAAGCUCGAGUCUCGAAUCAGAGAGAUCAAUACCAAGAUUGAGAAGAUCAUGGCUAACAAAUCAAGGUACGGUGUCGAAACCUUACCAGCUGCAAGCUCGUCCAACGAAGUUGUGCCACAUAAAGAGAGGAGGGCUCCGAUUGUGGAAGAAGUCAACGUGGUGGGAAUUCAAGAGGAUGCAAAAAGCGUUAAGCAAAAUCUGCUUAAUGGAGAGAUGCGGAGAGCUGUGGUGUCCAUCGUGGGCAUGGGUGGCUUGGGAAAGACUACCCUGGCUAAGAAAGUCUAUAAUGAUAAUGAUGUCCGGGAGCUUUUGCUAGGCGUUGCUGUUUGUGUUAGGAUUCUCUCCGAAGAGGAAAGGAGUAAAAUGAACGAGAGCGAUUUGGGGAAUAGUCUUCGUGAUUACCUGACUACCAGGAAGUACUUGAUAUUUAUGGAUGAUAUGUGGAGAAAUGAAGCUUGGGAUAGGUUGGGCUUGUAUUUUCCUGACUCGGUGAAUGGCAGCAGAGUGUUGAUCACCUCACGCAAUAAAGAGAUUGGUCUUUAUGCUGAUCCACAAACCAUUCCCCAUGAACUUUCUUUUCUGACUGAAGAAGAGAGUUGGGAGCUCUUUCUCAAGAAAAUUUUUCUGGCUGGGAGUGCAAAUGCUGUUUGCCCCAGAGAAUUGGAAGAGUUGGGAAAGAAAAUUGUAGCAAAUUGUGGGGGUUUGCCCCUUGCAAUUGUGGUCUUGGGAGGCCUUCUAUCAAGAAAAGAAAAGACACCGCUCUCCUGGCAAAAAGUACUGGACAGCCUAACUUGGCACCUAAAUCAAGGUCCAGACUCAUGUUUGGGGGUCCUUGCUUUAAGCUACAAUGAUAUGCCGUAUUACUUGAAGUCCUGUUUCCUUUACUGUGGUCUUUUCCCAGAAGACUCAGAAAUCAGGACAGAUAAGUUGAUCCGCUUGUGGGUUGCAGAAGGGUUUAUACAAAGAAGAGGAGAAGAAAUAGCGGAAGACGUCGCGGAAGAUCACUUACAGGAAUUGGUACAUAGAAGCAUGAUUCAAGUGGCUGCCAGGAGUUUCGAUGGAAGAGUGAUGUCCUGUCGCAUGCACGAUCUGCUUCGAGACCUUGCCAUUUCUGAGGCCAAAGAUACAAAAUUUUUCGAGGGAUAUGAAAGCAUUGAUUCUACAUCCCCUGUUAGUGUUCGUCGACUAACCAUUCAUCAGGGAGAGGAAAUGUUAACCUUGCCGCACCUCAUGCCUUUCUCAGACCACACCUACCUUUACCAUCUAAGUUUAAGUGGAAGGCUCGAAAGGUUCCCUGAUGAAAUUGAAUUCUACCCUCCAAACCUCAUCUCCUUGGAAUUGGAAUGUUUGAAUAUAGAGCAAGACCCAAUGGUGACCCUAGAGAAGCUGCCAAACUUGAGAUUUCUCAUGUUAUCCCUUUGUUCCUCUAUGGUAAAGAAGAUGGUCUGUACUUCUGGAGGAUUCCUGCAACUCGAAACCCUUAUGCUCUGGGGUUUGAAAGAAUUAGAAGAAUUGAUUGUGGAGGAAGGGGAAAUGCCUGAUCUGAAGGAUUUAGUAAUUGAUACAUGCCCUAAAAUGAAAAGGCUUUCCCAUGGAUUGCUGCAACGAAAAAAAUUGCAGUAG
Molecule: messenger RNA, 1932 nt
Organism: Vitis vinifera (wine grape)
Lineage: Eukaryota; Viridiplantae; Streptophyta; Magnoliopsida; Vitales; Vitaceae
Product: disease resistance protein RPH8A-like
Exons: 3
Coding region: 1-1932 (643 amino acids)
Biological process (GO): defense response to other organism
Molecular function (GO): ADP binding
Source: RefSeq, a predicted model, not a curated record